CGCAGAGUGAGCGGUGAGCAGUGGCUCAGGCAACGUCAGGGCUGGGCCCUCCUCUUGUGACAGGCAGGCUGCUGCAGGCUCACCAACUGCAAGAUGCUCUGAGCUUUUGCAAACCUCUUGAGCUGAGAAUGGCUCCUGUGAAAAGGUUGGCCCCCUCAAACUCUGGUCAUCCAGACAGUCCGAACUCUGGGUUAGUAUGCAUUAUUUCCUGGAAAUAAAUGAGACUUUGGGGUAGAUCCCUGGGCGAUAGACACCUCCCUGAAGAGGAAGAAGAAGAAAUCAAAUUGCCCAGAAAAAGAAAAAAACAAACAAACAAACAAACAAAAAAAAACCAGGGAACACAAAGCUGGGGGCAUGCCUGCUGGAACGAUGGUGUUUUUAGAAACUACCUAGGAGGCAGAAGUGAAGUGAUUUGCCCAUGCCGCUUACCUGGGAGUGGAAGUGGGGAGACAUGGACAGCGGCUCUGGUGACAAGAGGAGGCACAGUGCAGCUCAGUGAAGCCACACAGUGACUGCGUCCUGCACCCUCUUCAUGCAGUGCUGUGGGCUGGUGCAUCGGCGGCGAGUACGGGUGUCCUAUGGUUCGGCAGACUCCUACACCAGCCGUCCGUCCGAUUCUGAUGUUUCUCUGGAGGAAGACCGAGAGGCAGUGCGCAGAGAAGCGGAGCGACAGGCCCAGGCCCAGUUGGAAAAAGCAAAGACAAAACCUGUUGCCUUUGCAGUUCGGACAAAUGUCAGCUACAGCGCAGCCCAUGAAGAUGAUGUCCCGGUGCCUGGCAUGGCCAUCUCGUUCGAAGCGAAAGAUUUCCUGCAUGUUAAGGAAAAAUUUAACAAUGACUGGUGGAUAGGCCGCUUGGUGAAAGAAGGCUGUGAAAUCGGAUUCAUUCCAAGUCCAGUCAAGCUAGAAAACAUGAGGCUGCAGCACGAGCAGAGAGCCAAGCAGGGGAAAUUCUACUCCAGUAAAUCAGGAGGAAAUUCAUCAUCCAGUUUGGGUGACAUAGUACCUAGUUCCAGAAAAUCCACGCCUCCAUCAUCUGCUAUAGACAUAGAUGCUACUGGCUUAGAGGCAGAAGAAAAUGAUAUUCCAGCAAACCACCGCUCCCCUAAACCCAGUGCAAACAGUGUAACGUCACCCCACUCCAAAGAGAAAAGAAUGCCCUUCUUUAAGAAGACAGAACACACGCCUCCCUAUGACGUGGUUCCUUCCAUGCGGCCUGUGGUCCUGGUGGGCCCAUCCCUGAAGGGCUACGAGGUCACAGACAUGAUGCAGAAAGCCUUGUUUGAUUUUCUAAAGCACCGAUUUGAAGGGCGCAUCUCAAUCACCAGGGUUACUGCGGACAUCUCACUCGCAAAACGCUCAGUGUUAAACAACCCCAGCAAGCAUGCAAUCAUCGAAAGAUCCAACACAAGGUCAAGCCUAGCGGAAGUCCAGAGUGAAAUUGAAAGGAUUUUUGAACUUGCAAGAACACUACAAUUGGUAGUCCUUGAUGCGGAUACUAUCAAUCACCCAGCUCAACUUAGUAAAACCUCAUUGGCCCCGAUUAUAGUAUACGUCAAGAUCUCUUCUCCUAAGGUUUUACAACGGUUAAUAAAAUCUCGAGGGAAAUCUCAAGCUAAACACCUCAAUGUCCAGAUGGUAGCAGCCGAUAAACUGGCCCAGUGUCCUCCAGAGCUGUUUGAUGUGAUCUUGGAUGAGAAUCAGCUUGAGGACGCCUGUGAGCACCUUGCUGACUACCUGGAGGCCUAUUGGAAGGCCACCCACCCACCUAGCAGCAGUCUCCCCAACCCCCUCCACAGUCGAACUUUAACGACUUCAGCUCUGCCUAUUAGCCCCCCUCUCGCCUCUAAUUCACAGGGUUCUCAAGGUGAUCAGAGAACUGAUCGUGCUGCUCCCGCUCGUUCUGCUUCCCAAGCUGAAGAAGAGCCCUGCCUGGAACCUGUCAAGAAAUCCCAGCACCGUUCUUCCCAGUACCACAACCAUCGCAGUGGUACAAGUCGAGGUCUCUCCAGACAAGAGACGUUCGACUCGGAGACCCAGGAAAGUAGAGACUCUGCCUAUGUGGAGCCAAAAGAAGAUUACUACCAUGAGCAUGUGGACCACUAUGCCCCACACCGUGACCACAACCACCGCGAUGAUGCCCACGGGAGCGGAGAGCACAGACACAAGGAGUCUCGGCACCGCUCCAGGGAGCUGGAGCAGGACCACAAUGAAUGCAACAAACAACGAAGCCGACAUAAAUCCAAGGACCGCUAUUGUGACAGAGAUGGAGAGGGGAUAUCCAAAAGACGGAAUGAGGCAGGGGAGUGGAACAGGGAUGUUUACAUCCGCCAGUGACUUUUGCCCUUUUGUGAGUUUUUUUUUUUAAGUCUUGUAUAACAGUGCCCUCAAAUUCUUUGGGGUCUAUAUUGCAAUCAUAUGUGAUUUGUCUUGUAUAUUUUGUACUGCUGUUGCUUGAAUAGCAAUAGCAUGAAAUAGAGUAUUAAUAAACUUUUUUUUUUAAGCGCAACAUAAAUUUGCCUGGUAGAGCUGCAGUGCCCUGGUUGUAGGCUGGACUUUUGGGUAGCUGCCACUUGAACAAAAGCUGUUGUCAUGCAGGUGGCUUAUGUACUUUAAGAAAACCUAGUGGAUAUAUCCAACAAGCAAAAAUCAACCCAGAUAAAAAGUGAAAGUCUCACUUUUCCAGAUUUUGACAUGUAGGCACCUGAAUUGCAUAUUCAUUCAUCCAAGGACCACUGUUGCUCAUACCUCUGGCUGACUAAAUUUGGGGACAGAUUCAGUCUUGCCUUACACAGAGGGAAUCAUAAAGUUAGAUUCUAUUUUCUAUGUACUAGUACUGUGUACUGUAUAGAGAGUUUGUAAAUGUUUCUGCAAACACCUUAUGAUAACUAUAUAAUAUAUAUCAGUUUGAUCACACUAUUUUAGAGUCUUAAUGCCAACUUAGCAGAUUUACUUUAUGAACUACAGGGACUAGAAAUGCCCACAUUCAGGAAAUUUGUAAUAACAUUGUCUAGACAUCCAUCCCCAUUCUAGAAGGAAGUCUGUAUAUACUGUAAAUACGUGUGAUUGCUUGACUUGAAAAGGUUUGAUUUCCAAGUAUUUUACCAUCCUUAUAAGUUUAUAAUUUUGACCAUAAAUUAUGGGAGAUAUAACCAAACUCCAAAGGUUGUUCUAAUCCAUGCAAUUCUCACUAAUUGUGACACAUUCUUAGUAGCUAAUGUCUUCUGUCACUGCACUGGAGUAUCCACAAGCCAGAACUCUGUGUGCGUGUCUGUGUAUUAGUGUGCAUGAGUGACUGGUUGAGAAUGAAUCGAUGCUAAAGAUGAAAGCUAAGACUGCUAAAGAGUUCUGCCCACCUGGUUUCAUAUUUAACUGUGCUACAUGUUGCUUUAAUGAUCCACUGAGCAGUCAGGGAAUGUGAGGAAGCUUGCUGCCAAAGGUGACUAUGAAAGCUUUCGUUGACUGACUCCUUGUUUUUGCUCCUAGAGCGUACAAGAACAGACAACUUUUAACUGAGUGUUUCACUGGAAAUGUACAAUUUUUGUGUGUUUGAGUACUUGUUUUAGUAAGAAAUGUUUACACAGCUUGUAGAAUUACUUCGUGGGAAAAUAAAUUUUUCUAAAUUCUCCCACUUCCUUUUCUAACCUUGCCUAUUGUUCUAUUGUUGGUUUCCCAGUUUACCAGUCAUUCCACCCCCAUCACCACCAAAUCAAACACUCUCAUUGUAUGGACAUCAAUACCCAGAAGUGCUUCUUAUAACCAAAGUUUCUGCUCUUCAGAAUUAAGCAGGGAAAAUGGGAUGUGCUGACAUGAAUAAAAUGUUUUCCUUCAUCAGACAACUACUCUGAAGGGAAACCCAGGAGAGAUUAUUCUCCAUGCCUGAAUUAAACUACUUUAAGAAGCUCACUGUGGUUAUGCUAAGACUAAACUCUUCUAUUUGUGUGUCCAUUUUGGGCAGGUAAGACAGUAUUUAUUAGAUAUGCAAGUACUCUGAACUUAAAAGUUUGUUCCUCAAAAAUGCCUAUUUAUUAUUGUCUAACUUCAGAUCUGUAUAUUAAAUGAUUGCUAUUUUGUUAAAUAAGUUAACCUAUCUUUUGUUUUGCUUGAUUACUUCAAGUUCUUGCCAAAUAUUCUCAGACUUUUAUAAAUAAAACUAAUCAUUCCCCCAACCUUUAAAGUAACUCACUUUGAAAAAAAAUUAUAGGUCUGGGGAAGAUAACCUAAUGGUUAUGCAAAAAGACUUUCAUGCUGAGGCAUCAGGUCCCAGGUUCAAUCCCUAGCACCACCAUAAAGCCUGAGCUGAGCAUUGCUCUGGUUUUCUUCUCUAUAGAGUUUAUCCCUAUAAUGUACAUAUAUAUAAACAUUCAUAAUACAUACAUAUAUUCAAACUCUUUACCUCAUGGGAAAACCAUAUUCCAAGUUCUUCCAUGAAGUAUUUCUGAUAAGUGUUCAUUAAUGGUAAGAUGUUAUGGACCACUAGCCCCAUCCUUUAAUACAUAUAAUUUCAUCCCAGUUAAAUUCUGAAAGUGUAACUGGUGUUUAUCUUCCUUGCUGCUACCAUAAAUCUCUUUCAAAGAGACAGGACCAUUGAUUCCUAGAUUCUCAGUUUCUCACUUUACUGUGAAACAGGAUGGUCCAAAUCAGAGUAUCCCUCAAAAACCAGCACUUGCAGGAUUUGGCGUAAGAGCAUUUAUAUGUGAAAACGCUGUAGUGGCAUAUGUGUAAAUUAUGUGUUCAACUUUUUAAAAGAAAUAACCCCAAAGACAGCGGGAUAUAUAUUGACUUAUGAAAUGUUAAACUGUAGUCUCUUCACACAGCAAAGGCUCACUCUUAACUUACUUAGUUGUGGGAUCAUGAUUUUUGUAGUCAACCUAGGAAAUGCUGGAAAUGUUAACAGUUCUGUUCUGUGUCAAACUCAUUUCAGGUUUUCCAAUGCUUCUCCUCUGCUGCUCACUUAAGUUGCUGUUACACAAAGGUGCUGCUAAAUGCAGGUUGUCUAGUCAGAUCGUACUCUUUGGACAAUGCCACAUUUCUAACAUGCUCUGCUCUGCAUUCCUGUUAUACAUUGACUGUCAGCUACACUGAACUGUUCAGAAACCUGGUUUAAAGUCAUUCCUGUGAAACAAAUAAAGAGCUGGCUUCUGCACUGUU
This is a messenger RNA of Erinaceus europaeus (western European hedgehog), 5149 nucleotides long. RefSeq names its product calcium voltage-gated channel auxiliary subunit beta 2 (gene CACNB2). The record is from RefSeq and is a predicted model, not a curated record. Lineage: Eukaryota; Metazoa; Chordata; Mammalia; Eulipotyphla; Erinaceidae. Gene Ontology annotation, molecular function: high voltage-gated calcium channel activity; protein binding. Bases 533 to 2335 code for a protein of 600 amino acids. The transcript is spliced from 13 exons. Gene Ontology annotation, biological process: regulation of voltage-gated calcium channel activity; calcium ion transmembrane transport; chemical synaptic transmission. Gene Ontology annotation, cellular component: voltage-gated calcium channel complex.